Messenger RNA from Macrobrachium nipponense, 2037 nucleotides. RefSeq names its product zinc finger protein 845-like. NCBI's taxonomy places the organism in Eukaryota, Metazoa, Arthropoda, Malacostraca, Decapoda, Palaemonidae. Bases 139 to 1893 code for a protein of 584 amino acids. Gene Ontology annotation, biological process: regulation of transcription by RNA polymerase II. Gene Ontology annotation, cellular component: nucleus. Gene Ontology annotation, molecular function: RNA polymerase II transcription regulatory region sequence-specific DNA binding; DNA-binding transcription factor activity, RNA polymerase II-specific. The record is from RefSeq and is a predicted model, not a curated record. The transcript is spliced from 7 exons.
ACACAAGCCCUAUGACUGUAUAGAAAUGUUCUUCAGUGAUCUCAUUAAACUGUUUUGUAAUAUACUGUAAAUAAAUUCUUGAGAGAUUCAAGUGAUUUUUGUGAAAUCUAAUUUGAUUACUUAUCUGUACAGGUUUCGAUGGCACUUCAGACUGACUUAGAUUCUUGUUCCUUAUGCCUCCGUGAUAUUGCUCAGCAGCGCCACAUCAAGGGAAACGUCUGUCUGAAGUAUUCAGGAUCAUCCACAAGUGAAGUUGUUGCCUAUAUUGUUGGACAAGAGGUUCCAAUACUUUCUAUAUGUUUUAGGUGUUACAGACUCCUCCUUGGCAUUGAUUAUCAUCAGCAUGAAUUCAAGAGACUGAAAGAUUCCAUUGUUAAGAUUUACUUCGAACGUAAUCCACAGGAGAAACCUAGCUCAAGUAUUUCUGAAACUGAGUCUUCAGAUCCACAGAACCCUAGUGCUGAAGGACAAUUAUCCAGUCAUAGUGAUGUUACUCCUUCAGGCAAUUCUGUUCAAAAUGCCUUCAACAUUGAAUGCCCUGGAUACAGUUUACAGGAUGUUGAUGUAAAUUCUGAAGGAGCCAGAAGAGAAGAAGAAUAUGAUGUAAAAGAAGGUGGAGUUAUCAGUUCAGAAGAGAAGAAUAUCCAAGAUAUACCAACCGAGGAAAGUGUUAUCUCAGUAAGAUCAUCCAGAAGGAGUAAAAAAGAGAAGAAACUGUGUGAUUUUGAGUAUUAUACUGAUGUUUCAAAAGAUGACAGCAAAAACGUUGGAGCCUCAGAAUACAGGGUCACACUUAAAUGUCAGAUGCUGCCAGAUGCCAUUUCUGUUAGACAGCAUUACAUGAAACACAUUGACCAUUGCUAUAAAAAUGUUCCUGUAAAAUGUCAUCUUUGUAUGGUGGAGCUUCAGAGUGCAGCGUACCUACCUCGACAUUUGGAGGCUUUCCAUAAAGGAGCAUCUGUCACCCACAAGGGUUCCCUAUGUGACCUUUGCGGACGAACUUUCAGCAGGAAGGAGGCUCUUCAACGACAUCAGGCUAAAGUGCACAGGAUUUCGUACGGUACUCACCAGUGUGCCAAAUGUGGACAAACAUUUCUGCAUACUUCCCUCUUGAUGGAGCAUAUAAGGGCACACAGGGGAUACCCUUGCCCAGACUGCAAUAAGAUUUUCACUUGUAUGUCAAACCUAAAAGUGCACAAACAGACAUAUCACCAAAACAAAACGCUGUACGUUUGUUCCCCGUGCAAUAAACGUUGGAGAUUCCACGCAAGUUAUACCAACCAUAUGCGAAAGGUUCAUGGUGAAGCCCAGUUCAAGUGCCCAAGGUGUAAGAUGUUAUUUUCAGCAGAAAAUGCCUUUGAGAGACAUAAAGAAGUUUGUGCCGGGUUUUAUAAGAAACCACCUGUUCCGAACAAAAAUCCACAGACUGGGGCUCCACUGAAGGGAAAGAAAAAUUCCCUUUUGGUCUCUGGUGAAGUUGCCAUUAGCACUAGAUUGCCUAUAAUGGCUCCUAAAGACAGUGCGAAUAACUAUAAUAGCAAUCAGGGUAGAAAUUAUCUGCGUUUGAAGAAGGUCGUCAGGAAGGUGACCUCAUCUGCAAAACACCACAUAGCCUUACCAUCGCAAGAUGUUAUGUGCAUCGGAAAAAGGUCCAGCAAAGUCUUUAAGCAUACAGAGAUGUUGAAAAAUGGCAGAAGUCACCACAACUCAUAUCCAGCCAUAAACACAGGAGAAGUUUUAGUGCCAUCAGCAUUGAGCGAAAGUGAUCAAGUACUAAGCUGUGGUGGCAGUAUAAAAGCACCUGCUGAAAUAGUUGUAGAAACUGUAGAAGAUUUAAGCAGCGAAUGCCAGUUAGUUAUCUUAGUAGAAGAUGGUAGUGAUGAACAGAAGUGAUCAGAGAUUUCACACAGACAGACAGUAACGUGGAAUCGAUAGAAGAUUGCGAGAGGCAUAGAUAUAUGGGAAAUUAUAGUCCAGGCCCAUAUGCCGUAGAAGUUUAACUGAGUGGGAUGUGCAUCAGCUCUUGAAGUUUCAAAU